UUUGCGCAUGCGCAGUGUUCAUUCGAGCGUCCAUCUUGGCACUCGUCUCCUCCAGCUCCUCACAGCACAUGGGCGGCAGAGACUACAAUUCCUAGCGUACUUUGCGGCGCCCACACAUGCGCAGCGCCCUCGUCCGCCAUCUUGGCCCGAGUAAACGCCGUCGCCGCCGCCGCCACUAAACAAACCCGAGCCCGGCACUGGCGAGCGGCGGGGGGGAGGGUGCGGUUGCCGCGGAGCCUUCGAUGUGCUGGGCACGGCCGGGCAGCGAGGCUGAGCCCUGUGGGAGCACAGACACAAGGGAAGGAUGCCUGUGGUGUGGCCUACUCUUCUGGACCUCAGCAGGGAUGAGUGCAAGAGGAUCCUUCGCAAACUGGAGCUGGAGGCCUAUGCAGGUGUCAUCAGUGCCUUACGUGCACAGGGAGACCUUACAAAAGAGAAGAAGGAUCUUCUUGGAGAACUCUCUAAAGUGCUUAGUAUUUCAACAGAGCGACAUCGCGCUGAAGUUCGGAGAGCAGUGAACGAUGAACGACUAACAACGAUUGCACACAAUAUGUCAGGGCCAAACAGCUCUUCGGAGUGGUCCAUAGAGGGUCGUCGGCUGGUGCCGCUGAUGCCGCGGCUCGUGCCACAAACAGCUUUCACUGUCACCGCCAACGCUGUUGCCAACGCAGCCAUCCAGCACAAUGCAUCUCUGCCAGUUCCUGCAGAAACUGGAAACAAAGAAGUGGUGGUUUGCUAUUCCUACACAAGUACCACUUCAACCCCAACAUCUGCCCCUGUUCCAAGUGGCAGUGUAGCGACAGUGAAGUCCCCCAGACCUGCCAGUCCAGCCUCCAAUGUAGUCGUCUUGCCAAGUGGAAGUACUGUUUACGUCAAAAGUGUCAGCUGCUCAGAUGACGAUGAAAAGCCCCGCAAAAGACGGCGAACGAAUUCCUCUAGUUCUUCCCCUGUUCUCCUGAAAGAAGUCCCGAAGGCAGUGACUCCUGUCACUAAAACUAUCACAGUGCCUGUAAGUGGGAGCCCCAAAAUGAGUAAUAUAAUGCAGAGCAUUGCCAACUCCUUACCACCACACAUGUCGCCUGUGAAAAUAACCUUCACUAAGCCCUCAACACAGACAACAAACACCACAACACAGAAGGUCAUAAUAGUAACCACCUCUCCAAGCUCAACUUUUGUACCCAACAUCCUUUCCAAGUCCCACAACUAUGCAGCAGUUACAAAACUUGUCCCAACAUCAGUCAUUGCCUCAACUACUCAAAAGCAGCCCGUGGUCAUCACUGCUUCCCAGUCCUCUGUGGGCAGCAGCAGCAGCAGCUGCUCCACUCCCUCCUGCACUGCAAAUACCAUUGCUGUGACUGCUGUAGUGUCAUCCACACCCUCAGUGGUUAUGUCAACAGUAGCACAAGGUGUGUCUACAUCAGCAGUUAAAGUUGCCUCUACCAGACUACCUUCCCCGAAAGGUUUGGUCGGGAAUCCAACUCAGAUCUUAGCACAGUUUCCCAAACAGCAUCAGCAAUCUCCCAAACAGCAGCUGCACCAAGUCCAGCAGGCCCAGCAGCAGCAGCCACAGCAGCAGCAGCUGGUGCCGUGUUCUGCAGCCCAGCAGCAGCCACAGCAGUCUCAGCUGCCAGCUGGCAUCAAGCCCACCAUUCAGAUCAAACAGGAAUCAGGUGUUAAAAUAAUCACUCAACAGGUGCAGCCCAGUAAAAUCCUUCCCAAACCAGUUACAGCGACCUUGCCCAGCAGUAGCAAUUCACCCAUUAUGGUGGUUAGCAGUAAUGGGACUAUCAUGACAACUAAACUGGUCACUACUCCCACUGGAACUCAAGCAACUUAUACACGGCCAACAGUGAGCCCCUCUCUGGGAGCUCGGAUGGCUGGAACUCCAGGGGCUGCUACUUAUGUGAAAACUACAAGUGGCAGCAUCAUUACUGUAGUACCAAAAUCCCUGGCUACUCUAGGAGGAAAGAUCAUCAGCAGUAAUAUUGUUUCUGGAACUACGACCAAAAUCACUACAAUUCCAAUGACAUCGAAACCCAAUGUGAUUGUUGUGCAAAAAACUACUGGGAAAGGAACUACAAUUCAAGGGCUUCCAGGCAAAAAUGUUGUCACAACACUGCUGAAUGCUGGGGGGGAGAAAACUAUUCAGGCAGUGCCAGCAGGAGCAAAACCUGCUAUCAUCACUGCCACAAGACCCAUCACAAAAAUGAUUGUUACACAGCCAAAAGGAAUAGGGUCCACGGUCCAGCCAGCCACCAAAAUCAUCCCAACUAAAAUUGUUUAUGGUCAACAAGGGAAAACACAGGUCCUCAUAAAACCAAAGCCAGUGACAUUUCAAGCAACAGUUGUGAGUGAACAAACCAGACAGCUGGUGACUGAAACGUUACAGCAGGCUUCAAGGGUAGCAGAGACAGGAAACUCAUCUCUCCCAGAAGUGAAAGAAGAACCACAAACCUACACUGACAGUAGUUCUUCUUCUACAGAGUCUUCCCAGAGCUCUCAAGAUUCUCAGCCUGUAGUCCAUGUGAUUGCUUCAAGAAGUCAAGAUUGGUCAGAACAUGAAAUUCCUGUGGAUACAAACCCUACAAUAAUUUACCAGGAUGUAUCCAGUGAAUCUCAGUCAGCUACUUCCACAAUAAAAGCUUUGCUGGAACUUCAGCAGACAACAGUGAAGGAAAAGUUGGAAUCAAAGCCAAGGCAGCCUACCAUUGACUUGAGCCAAAUGGCUGUUCCAAUCCAGAUGACUCAAGAAAAGAGGCAUUCUCCAGAAAGUCCUUCAAUUGCUGUUGUAGAGUCAGAACUAGUGGCUGAAUAUAUCACAACUGUCAGUCAUCGGUCCCAGCCCCACCAGUCAUCUCAGCCCCAGAGGACUCUGGUGCAGCACGUGGCUCAGUCCCAGACAGCAACGCAGACUUCUGUUGUGGUGAAAUCUAUUCCUGCAUCCUCCACUGGCGCCAUUACCCAUAUCAUGCAGCAGGCCUUAAGCAGUCACACUGCAUUUACCAAACACAGUGAACAACUUGGAACUGAGGAGGGAGAAGUGGAAGAGAUGGACACCUUAGAUCCUCAGACUGGCCUGUUUUACAGAUCUGCCCUGACACAAUCGCAGGCACAAAAGCAGCAAAAACUGAGUCAGCCGCAGCUGGAACAGACUCAACUGCAAGUGAAAACUCUGCAGUGUUUCCAGACUAAGCAGAAGCAGACAAUCCACCUGCAGGCUGAUCAAAUCCAGCACAAACUCCCACAAAUGCCCCAACUUUCCAUAAGGCAUCAAAAGCUAACCCCCCUGCAGCAAGAGCAAGCACAGACCAAACCAGAUGCACAGCACCCCCCACAUCAUAUGAUGGCCAAAGAAAGGCAACUCCCUACCUUAGUGGCACAGCCACAGCAAACUGUAGUACAGGUGCUUGCAGUAAAAACCACGCAGCAGCUGCCCAAACUGCAACAGGCACCAACGGCACAAAAAAUCUACGUGCAACCCCAGCCCCCCCAGAGUCAAAUGCAGCUACCUGCCUCUUCAGAGAAACAGCCAGCAAGCCAGGUGCAACAUCUAACUGUAAUGCAAGGAUCCACUGUAACAGAGCUAACUUUAGAGGGGCACGAGCCUCCUUUUGUUUCAAAGGUAGCAGGUGGCAGUUCUGUGCCCAAACUGGCAUUGCUGGUUACCAGCCUAUUUCCCAUGCAGGCAUCCACGGAGACAUCAGUAGCAGAUAUAUUGAGAGUGUCUAUGGUGGAAGCUCAGAUUGAUGCAAACAUAGAGCACACGGUAGUGGAUCCCCCAAACAAGGCCACGUCCACUAGUGCAGCUGCUAGUGAAGCAGAGUCGUCACCUUGUACCCAGGGCCCGAGGGUGGCUGCAGUAGGGAUGACGGCACCUUCCAUCCCCCAGCAACAGACACAUACAGAAUCCAGCUCAAGUCCUCCUGCUGUUGGUCCUACUUUAACAGAGAGGAAGCUCGAGGCACGAGGAAUACCUACAACAAACCAGUUUAUACACAUUCAGAAUAUAUCACAAAAGAAAGCUGAAGAGAGCUCUUCAGAAAUUGUUGUCCAGACUAUCCCUCACUAUCCCAUCCCUUGUCACUCCAGCUCCAAUGUGGUGGUGGAACCCAGCGGGCUCCUGGAGCUCAACAACUUCACCAGUCAGCGCCUCGAUGAUGAGGAGACAGCAAUGGAGCAAGACGUGGACAGCAGCACUGAGGAUGGCACUGAGCCCAGCCCCUCUCAAAGUUCUCUUGAGCAAUCCUAAGGAAGAGAGACACUGGAGUGUACUUUAAAAUAUCUUGGGAUUUUUGAGCAUCCAAGAUGCCCUUCUAUUGUGAUGUCUUAGAGCACUUUGCCUAUUAGAAUUGUUCAUUGGACUCUUGAAGCAUCGGUAGGUUUUAACAAGACAGUAUUGCAAAAGCUAAAUCUUAAAAAUUGUUUUGGAAAAAAAAAAGAGAAGAUGUAGGUACCAAGAUUUAGUAAACCUGUGACAGUGGAAUGUACUCCUGUUCAGAAACAAAUCUGUAAUGAAUCCUACAGCUUGUGCUAUUGAAGCCCUUGCCCAGAUACUGAAACAGCUUUAAGUGAAAAGGGAUCAUUAUUUUGCUGUGUCUUUUUAGUUGUUGAACAAAACACCAUUUAAAAAAAACUUUUAAUAAAUAUUUUUAUUUUCAAAUAGCAUGUGAGAGAAAAAAUGUCUCUGACAGUGCUGGAAAAGCCCCAGGAAUUUUGGAAUUGGUUGGCUUUCUUGCACUCAUGCUCACUUAAAAAUUUUUUUCAGAAGCUUAAAAUAUUUUUUUUUUUUAAUUCUUGUUGCUGAAUGUUUGGAAAUAAACAAAACUGCUAACUGGUAGCAAAGUGGAUUUGCUAGUGGAAUUUUGUUUUCAUGCUUUACAAGAAGUAAGGUAACAGUAGAUGAGGCAUUUCUUUCUGCCAUAAGCAUACAAAAUGCUCAUCUACUCUAGUUGACCUUUGAUUAUUUAUUUAAAUAUGAAAUUUAAAGUGAGACAAGUUGUUGAAAAAAGUUCCUGUGAAACAGGCAGUUGUAUUAAUUCUAGUACAAACCAGGGAGAAGGAGGUGCAUUUUGCUAUAAUCAGUUUUUCAAAAUUGGGGAUAAAUAGUUCAACAUCUUUCCAAGUUGAACUUGAGAAUUUAGAAGUGAGCCAAGACUUCUAAAAAUCUAUAUUUUACUCUUACAUGCUGUUUUUAAAAUUGACCAUUUGGGGAGUUUAAAAGCUUAAAUGGGUGUUCAAUGGUGGGUUUCCAAAAUUAGCCUUAUGCCUUGGCUUGUUGAAGCAAUACAUUGGGGUUUUGUGGUAGUUACAAGUCACAGUGAGUGGUUUGGGUUCAGAUGGAACAAGAGAACCAGUUUUAAUACAUUCUGGUAAUUGAGACAAUACUUUUUUUUGUUUUCAAAAUGUAUAUAAAACCAUGUUUUUAACUGUUUUGUAUAGAUUUCAUUAUAAAUAACUAAGCAUUUUAUGACUUUGACAUCAUUUAAUUGUAUAUAAAUGUAUAAGCCUAACUGCCCACGUUUUGGUGCUGAAGUACUGUAAGUAGAUUUCAUCCAAAAUCUAA
Molecule: messenger RNA, 5563 nt
Organism: Zonotrichia leucophrys gambelii
Lineage: Eukaryota; Metazoa; Chordata; Aves; Passeriformes; Passerellidae
Gene: EMSY
Product: EMSY transcriptional repressor, BRCA2 interacting
Exons: 20
Coding region: 305-4249 (1314 amino acids)
Biological process (GO): regulation of DNA-templated transcription
Cellular component (GO): nucleoplasm
Source: RefSeq, a predicted model, not a curated record